GGUGAUGAAGUAUCUUCAUGAAAGACAAGGUUGCUAUGUUAAAGGCACAUCAGAUACAUUCCAGUACCUGUAGUUUUCUGGGCAUUCAUACAUAUAACCUGAAAAUGAUCCAAGCAAUCAUAAUUAGAGAAAGGAAUUAUUCGUUCUUAAAUCUAAUAAAUACAUGCUACUAAUUGAUUAACUUAUUACCUGC
Molecule: messenger RNA, 193 nt
Organism: Nezara viridula (southern green stink bug)
Lineage: Eukaryota; Metazoa; Arthropoda; Insecta; Hemiptera; Pentatomidae
Source: the annotation of a GenBank genome assembly